AUUGACAUUGGCCAAAAGUUUAUGAUAACACCUAUUUUAUUUGGCAGCAAAGCGAGAAACGCACGCUCAACACACCAUGCUUGCUGUCUGCCGCCUCCGCACAACGCAAACCUUUGCAAAUGUGCAUAUUAACUGUAGCCAUGACAACAUUAAAACCUUGCUGUUCACAGAGACGGCAGCACUGCACAAGGGAAAAUGUGAAGACCCAUGAAGAAAUGGAUUCACUUGAUGCCCAGAGGAAAUACCUGGUGACCUGCUCGGAGUCCCUUAUAUUGAGCCAUGGUCAGGGACCAGGUUUGGACCUGGAGGAGAAAGAGUCUGACCCUCAACAAGUUGUUAUGGUCAAUCUGAGCCGCUUACUGCUGAAAAACCUGGAUAAUUUGGGAAGUUGCAGGUCACUAACAGUAUGCAUUUUGGCGGACAAUUUUAUAUCCAAGAUAGAUGCUCUCAUCACAUGUGUGCAUAUAGUGAAGUUGGAUCUUAAAGGAAAUCAGAUAACCCAACUCCCCGGCGUAGUGUUCUGGGACAGCCUGAGACGACUCCAGCUUCUCCAUCUACAUGACAACAACAUGGGGACUAGAAAGAACAUUGAGGGGUUGUCAGGCUGUCCUAACCUUACGGCGUUGACCCUCUACGACACACCGCUCAGCCUAAAGGGAAACUACAGACACUGCAUCAUCAACAGCAUCUGGUCACUGAAGGCUCUGGAUAACUAUGUGGUCUCUGACGAGGAGAUCAUUGAAAACUGGAUUCUCCCUCUGCAUUUCAAACCCCUCUAUCCUAAUUUUUACUUGAACCUCUAUCCAACAGCUAAGACGGGGCCUUAUCAGAGUGAAAUGAGAGCAAUCCAUAAGAUUAUAUCAGAGGUCAAUAGGAUACAGUCCGUUUAUUCUCCAACGUUGAUCAUCCAACGAUGGAUCAGGGGACAUCUGACCAGAAAAAGGCUUGGACUUGUCCCUGCUGUGCCGAGCCGUAAGAGGUUCAGCCUCAGAGUCCAUCUGUCUCCCAUCCCCUCUGUGGAGACAGACAGUCAACAGACCCAGGGGGAGACAUGGGUCAAAGAGUGCAUAGCUGAACAGCACCUGCAGAGGCACGAGGAGCGAGAUGCGAAAAUCAAGAGUUUGUAUGUGAAUCUGAAGAAAUUGGUGCAGGCUGGUAGCCCAGAGGUUUUACAAGAGGUGGUGACAAGCCAGGUGUCUUUAGAGGCCAAUAAACAGAAAGACAUCAGUCCUCCGCAUAACACCCCUCAGAACAGUAAGACCCUGAGGUCCAGCAGAGCCAAGCACAGUGAGGGGGAAAGAGACUUCACUGCUACAGAGGAGUUCUAUGAAGAGAAGCUUGGGAAAAUGUGUUUCCGCCUCAUCGGCUUCAAGGCUCUGGUCCACCAGGUCGAGCCUGUCAGCGACAUGCUCAUCUCCCGGCAACAGGGGGGACAGGACAUCCGCAGCGCCAUCCGCCUGUUCCACACACAGCGUCCCGAGCCACCCAAGCUGCCUCACCCUCGGCCGCCCCUAAUCAACGCCGAGAAGCAUCUGAUGGGUCGCUGCCUCGGCUCCAUCAGCCUAGCCCCCUUCCAGGUGAUUCAGCGGGCCUACCGGAUGAGGGAGCAGGCCGAGGCCCUGCAGAGGAGGGCCCAGCAGGUGGCCCGUUCCCAGGCUCGGAGGGAGGGCGCCCAGGGCCAGCGCCACGGCCUCCUGGAGACCCGCAGGAAGGAGGUGCUCCAGGUGAGAGAGAAGGAGCAGGAGGAGGUGGAGGGGGCCCUGGCCCUGCUGAGAGCCAGCCGGGACAGGGAGAUGCAGGAGGUCAGGCAGAGACACGCUGUGUUCCUGGAGGAGAAGAGGAGGCGGGCGUCGGAACGGGCCAUGGUUGUUGCUUUCAGCAGGCAGCAUGCGUUUCUGUCCAAGACGGUCAACAGGCAUGCUGUGCGGCAGAGGCAGAGUCACACCCAGCAGGAGAGGAGCGACAUGGUUGCCAGCAGCAAGCAGCAGGCCAGGAUUCAGAGGGAACUCAUAAUGGGGUGCAUAGAGGACAGGCAACAGUCUCUAAAGGAGGAGGCCAUUGCAUCCAGAGUGAACAGAGACACUUAUCUGGCCACGAAGCACACCUACCAACUCCUCCGAGCCCAGGAGAGAGUGGCCAGUGUGAAGGCCAGCCAUGCCAAGAUGGAGGUCCUGCAUCCUGUACCGGUCAACCAGACUGCCUGAUCACCACCUCUGGUCCCCCUGUAUCCCUCUACCAUGCUUCUCAAGAGUUAAAUGCUAUGAACCGUU
Molecule: messenger RNA, 2270 nt
Organism: Coregonus clupeaformis (lake whitefish)
Lineage: Eukaryota; Metazoa; Chordata; Actinopteri; Salmoniformes; Salmonidae
Gene: lrriq3
Product: leucine rich repeats and IQ motif containing 3
Exons: 9
Coding region: 120-2204 (694 amino acids)
Source: RefSeq, a predicted model, not a curated record